Molecule: messenger RNA, 2438 nt
Organism: Cyprinodon tularosa
Lineage: Eukaryota; Metazoa; Chordata; Actinopteri; Cyprinodontiformes; Cyprinodontidae
Gene: chadlb
Product: chondroadherin-like b
Exons: 11
Coding region: 154-2427 (757 amino acids)
Cellular component (GO): extracellular matrix
Molecular function (GO): protein binding
Source: RefSeq, a predicted model, not a curated record
UGGAGACAGCAGUGAGAUGUAAAGACUUCACCUCAGAGGGAGCCGCUCCUGUGAAAGUGGGAGGAGCUGCUCUGAGGGGGGAUCUGCAGAGUUUGUUUUAGAUGAGGCACAUUCUGGUGCAGAGAAGCUGGACGCAGCUGCAGUGAAGCCGAGAUGCCCCACCUGGAUUUCUCCAACACCAUCUGUGCUCCUCUGUUCUGCUUGAUGCUCAUUUGCAUCCCUGGAGGUCACACAGCAAAAUGUCCACAGCAGUGCAUCUGUGACCAGAUCCAGCUCAGAGUGGCCUGUGUGAACAAGAACCUGACCCAAGUCCCUCCCACUGUUGAUGAGAUAACGGUGAAACUGGAUCUUCGAGGCAAUGACAUCCAAGAACUUCCUUCAGGAGCUUUUAAACACACUCCAUACCUGACCCACCUGUCGCUGCAGGCCUGUAACAUCCACAGAGUCAAGGAGGGGGCUUUCCGUGGCCUCGGUCGGCUGGUCUUCCUUAACCUCGCCAACAACAAGAUAGAAAUUCUCUACCAGGAGUCUUUUGAUGGCCUUUCCUCGUUGAAGCAGCUUUUUAUUGACCGUAACCGUGUGGAAGAGAUCCAGCCUGGAGCUUUCUCUCAGCUAGGCUUUCUUAACCUCCUCUCCAUCACACACAACCAGCUGGUCUACAUGCCCAACCUAGUCUUCCAGGGAUUGCAGAACAUCAAGAGUCUUCGUCUCAGUCACAAUUCUCUCAACUACCUGGACACCGAGGCUUUUGCUGGGUUGUUCACGCUCAACAGGCUUAGGUUGGAUCACAACGAGCUGCAGUUUUUCCCUACGGAAACGAUGACAAGACUGCCAGAGGUGACUUUUCUGGACCUUAGCCAUAACCCUAUGACCUAUCUGGGAGAGGAUGCCGUGGUCAUGGCAAAGUUGACCCACCUCUUCCUGGACCACAUGUCCCUGCAGGAGCUGGUCAACACAGCCGUAUCUAAGUCCCCCAAUCUUGUGCACAUGGACAUCAGCCAUAAUCAGUUGCGUGUCCUUCAGCCGUUUUCUGAGGGCUCACCCAAACUGGCACGUCUCAAACUGGCCGGGAACCCCAUCAACUGCAACUGCUACCUGCGUCCACUCAGAGAGUGGGCAAUCCGUCGCAAGGUGAAGCUAUUGGGGACAUGUGGAGGACCAGCCCAUCUCUCUGGAGAGAGUCUGGAGGCCGUCUACCCUAAAGAGCUACGCUGCCAGAGCCAGGAAGCUAUGCUGAAGGCAGAGUUUGAGGAAGCAACCAGGAUAAUUCCACCACCCACCCAAGAGCCGGAAAACAAGAUCAAAUGUCCUGCCAGCUGUGUUUGUGAGGCAGUGACUCACCACUCAUCAUGUGAGAACCGUGGCCACACCAAAGUGCCUCGGGGUUUCUCUCCAGAGACACGUCUUCUUGAUCUGCGAGGCAAUAACUUCCACUACAUCCCAAGCAACAGUUUUCCCGGUGUGGCUAAGGUGGUGUCCUUGCACCUGCAACGCUGCAAGAUAGUGGAUGUGGAGGGUGGGGUUUUCAGCGGCAUGAAAGGACUGAUAUAUCUCUACCUAUCAGAGAACUAUCUCACCUCCCUGAGUCCUGAAGCAUUUAAAGGUUUACCACAGCUGACUUAUCUGCACCUGGAGAAGAACCGCUUUGCUGAUUUCCCCAAAGGAGUCUUUAAAUUGGUGCCCAGUCUAUUAGCGCUUCACUUGGAGAACAAUGCCAUCACCAAGCUGGAGUCUGGAUCCCUGAGUGGAGCCGCCGGCCUAAGAGCUCUAUACCUCACCGGGAACGCCAUCGGGAGCAUAUCGCAAGGUGCUCUGGAUCAGGCAAGUGUUCUAGAUACACUUCAUCUGGGGGGAAACAAGCUGAAGGAAGUCCCAACAGAGGCUUUAACCAAGGCAAGAAACAUCAAGGACCUGAGGCUGUCCAGUAAUUCGAUCCGCUGGGUGGGUCCGAAUGCUUUCAAACCUCUGGAGGGAUCUCUGAAGGAAUUGUAUCUGGACAAAAUGGGGAUAGAGAAGAUGUCUGAGAACUCCCUGGCCGGUGUGGGUCCGACUCUAAGAAGUCUGUUCCUGGAGGGCAAUAAGUUAGAGGAGGUACCGGACUUCCACCAACUCACCUCCUUGGAGGUCAUCAACCUGGCUGACAAUCCUCUGAUGUGCGACUGCCCUCUACUGCCACUACGCUUGUGGAUUGAGAAAGUUAACCUCAAGGUGAGAGCAACCUGUGCUAAUCCUCCUGAGGUGAAGGGUCGAAAGGUCAAGGAUGUCUACGUGUUUAAAGCCUGUCCUGGUGGAGAGGGUCUACCUGCUGAAUCUACUGGCAACACGAGGCCAGGGAAAAAGAUCAAGCGGAGAAUAAGUGUUAUUCAACCAAACAGAGUUAACAGGGGGCAAAAAAAUAGCCUUAUAUUAAAAAGGGUCAGAGUCUGAAAGGAAUCCAA